CACCAUCCGAGUAAACAGUGGCGAGCAGCGAGUCCCCCUCCACAUCUCAAGCAGUGCGAAUGUGGCUGGAAUCGAAAAGAACGUUCAACUUGGGCCACCGGACAACCUAGACAUGGGAUCCAAGCAACUUCACCGUCGCUCGGACUAGCACAUGGAUUGUUUUAUGUGUCGGCUGUGUCCCCGUGCUCCGACGAAAGGCGAUUUUAAUGGGAAUCCUCAAAAUGUGACAUUUCGCGUCAAGCGGAAGAUGCAGUUGUUUAUAUGCCGUCUCCAGGACGUUGUUGUGAUCACUGAUUAUUUUGCACUUUGCCUCUCAUACUAAAGGAAUCCCUGAGGUAUAGGCUACGCCGGUUCCGCGACCCAUGGAAGUUCCACCUGUCCCAUUCGCCGUGGAAUAAAGGAGCACGCGCCAGCAGCGCAGUGUGCCCAAACACUGGACACAUUGUAGCAGCAGCUGAUUCCGAAUCCUCUGGUUUGUAGGACCAUAAAGUGUCAGCCAUGAGCCUUAGUGCCUGUGCAGAAGUGCUCCCGCUUCGUGUCUUAAUAACGGUGUUAUUACUUCAGAAUACCCCGUGCGGUAUUCCGAGAGGUGUCCUAUCCAUGACUGUGGUCAUACCUGCCCAGAGUCGAGUAGAACUUUUCAGUGACACUGGGGCGUCACAGCCGUCACACGCGGAGAAGUUGAACGUGUCCACACCGGCACCCUCAAACGAGCCAGAUGAGGAGAGCCCUUCACCACAAAACAGUACAACUGGGAGUAACGCAGCGCAUGCAGCUCCAGAUGAGGGCGGCCGUCAGCAUGGAAGGAAAGACAGACCCCUGGAGAGGACCAAACCCUUUGCUAUUGUCAACGGCCACAGGAAAAGCCUGACGGAGGCAUUACAGGGGGGUCAUCCCCAGACGCUCCAGUGUGGCCUUAAGGUGGGGAACAGACUCUACCUGCUGGACCUGGAGAAGAACCAACAUCUCCUGCCUAAACCACCAAAUGUGUUCUACUACCUUCCGAACGGAACAGGAGUUGCCAUGGAGCAAAGUUCUGUGCCUCAUUGCUACUACCACGGCUCGGUGCGAGGGUUUCCCCAGUCCCGCGUGGCGCUCAGCACCUGCGCUGGACUCAGGGGGGUGAUUCUGAUCAACUCCACCCUGAGCUACGAGCUCCAGCCGGAGGAGGAGGAGGAGGAGGAUGAGGACUGGGCCGGGAGUGGGGACCACCACCGCAGUGGUGGUGGAGCUCCGGAGAAGAACCAGGAGCAGGGGAUGCACCUGCUAUACUCUACCCACCAGAGGGCUGCCUCAGCUGGGGGCUGCGGUGUCUCGCACACCCCCGUGCCCCCGCUCUACGCACCGCCACCAGUGCACAGGCACAAAAGGGACAUCCUGACAGAGACCAAGUACAUCGAGCUGGUGUUGGUGGCAGACAAUAAAGAGUUCCAGAAUUACCAGAAGAACAAUAAAACCAUAAUCUAUAGAAUGCUGGAUGUGGCAAACCAGGUGGACUGGUUCUACCGGCCGCUGAACGUCCGCGUGGCCCUGAUGGGUUUGGAGAUCUGGAGUGACGAGGACAAGAUCACGGUGGACAAGAGCCCCACGGACACCCUCAACCGCUUCCUGGAGUGGCGCACACGCGAACUGCUGCCCCGGCUACGCCAUGACAACGCACAGCUCAUCAUGGGGGAUCCGUUUGACGGGACCACAGUGGGCAUGGCCUCCCAGUCCUCCAUGUGCUCCAGGGACCGCUCUGGAGGAGUCAAUGUGGACCAUCUGGUGAGUGUGCUGGGCGUGGCGUCCACCGUUGCCCACGAGCUGGGCCAUAACCUGGGCAUGACCCACGACACGGCCGAGCGCCGCUGCAAGUGCCUCAACGAGCCGCGCAUGGGAGGCUGCAUCAUGGAGCCCUCUACAGGCCUGAUGCCAGGCCAGCUGUUCAGCAGCUGCAGUGCUCGGGACCUGUCCCUCAGCCUGCUCCACGGCGGGGGGAUGUGCCUCUUCAAUGUGCCCCAGCCGGAGAGGCUCCUGGGGGGCCCGCGCUGCGGAAACCUCUACGUGGAGAAGGGCGAGGAGUGCGACUGUGGCCUUCUGGACGAGUGUGCUGACCCCUGCUGCAACGCCAGCACGUGUAAGCUGAUGCCCGGAGCCCAGUGCUCCUCCGAUGGCAUCUGCUGUGACAACUGCAAGCUGCGUACGGCGGGCUCGGUGUGUCGUGUGCCCCUGGGGGAGUGUGACCUCCCGGAGCACUGCACGGGCACCUCCCCCUUCUGCCCGCCCAACGUCUUCCUGCAGAACGGCGAAGCGUGCGAGGGCGGCUCCUCCUACUGCUACAGCGGCGUCUGCGCCAGUCUAGACACGCAGUGCCAGGUCCUCUGGGGAGCCAACGCCACCAGAGCUCCACCUGUGUGCUUCUCCUCCGUCAACAGGCAGGGCAGCAAAUACGGCAACUGUGGCCAGCUGCCCAACGGCUCCUACGUCCCCUGCCCCUCCGCGGACGUGCUGUGUGGGCGGAUCCAGUGCCAGGGUGGGAAUGAGCGCCCCCUGAUGGGCUCCAACGCUGAGAUCCUGACCACCAAGGUGCGCCUGAACCACACCGACUUCACCUGCAGGGGGACCUUCUUCAGCCUGGGGGACGACGUCUCGGACCCCGCCAUGGUCAUCCAGGGCACCGCCUGUGGCCCCGGCAAGGCGUGUAUAGACCAGCGCUGUCAGGACGCCAGACUGUUCGGCGUGGAGGACUGCAAGAGGAAGUGCAAUGGCCACGGGGUCUGUAACAGCAAUAAGAACUGCCACUGUGAUGAGGGCUGGGCUCCACCUGACUGCAAGUACUCUGGACCAGGAGGCAGUGUGGACAGUGGACCAGCACGACAACCUAGAGGUUCUGACCCGGCCCUGGUGGCGUUGCUGGUCUUCUUCCUGCUGGUUCUGCCGGUGCUGGUGAUGCUGUGGUGUCUAGCCAUGCGGGUGCCCCGGUGCCGCCGCAAGCUGGCCCGGUUCAGCCCAGUGGCCGCGCAGAAGGGGGACUCACGCCAGCAGAACCGGGCUCCAUCUCACGAGCGUAACGGCGUCCACAAGGGAGAGGAGGUCCAGCCCCUCAGGUACAAAUGGAGACAGGAAGACGACAUCCCCCUCACCGCUACAAAUAAGUUUCAGAAACCGGGUCCUCCUAAGCCUCCAGUGCCCAAGAAGCCGUUGCCUCUGAAGCCGCUGGCCCCUGCGGACCCCCCUACGGUGCCGGUCGCGCUCGGCUACAGGCCUGCAUCAGGAGCAGCAGCGCGGAUAGCCUCCGCUACACCUCCUGCUAGCGCUAACGCUACUAGUGCUAACGGGCCCGCGUUCCCAGCCAGGACUGCCCCCUUGCCCCCGAUUAGGGCCCCCCAGCGGCACCGCUGGCCCCCCGUGUAGAGGCCUGAGGCUCCUGCCCUGCCUGGACUGAACUGGACUGGACUGUGUAGAGCAGGGACGGGCAACGUCCAUGAUAAGGAGGACACAUCUUUUCAUCGCCACCACUACGGAAGGCCCAGAUGACCACGGAUCUUUACUGCAACUUGCAGAUUCGAUGUGCAGUUGAGUUGGUUGCUCAGUGACUGCCGAAAUUGUUUGGAAGGAAUAGGUUCUCUGUCGGCCAACAGUAUAAUUUCAACGGAUUGACUCAGUAGUGGUUUAAGAAAAGUAUUUUCAUUAUUUUUUUAAGUAUGUUUUAUCUAUCGUUGGCACUCAGUACGGAGAUGGGCCGCAUGUGGCCCCUGGGCCUUCAGUUGCCCAUGCCUGGUGUAGAUGACCUUCCUGGACUUCUGUUGGAGAGGAGCCCAAAGCGUUCACUGGACACUCUGGCUGGGUGCUGGCUGCACUGACUCCUGUGCGCCUCCUUCUUUCCAUUAUCUUGGGUGAUUACUACUUUUUGGAAGUGCACAGACCAAGCAAUACACGGGUGUUAAGUGCAGGCGCAGACGCCGACCUUUGUUGGUCUUUUGUCAUUCCUGUGAGGGUUUGAAAUGGAGGUUCACCUGAGCGGCUCAGAUGUGAAAAUGUAAUCACCUUUAGUAUUAAAGUGGUGAAACGUUUGGACGUCCAAUUGGCCUAGUCUUCAUCAAAAACUACUAGAGUGAUGAAGACUCUGAAGCAAGUGGUUAACGUCAAAGCGUUAGCAAGUGGUUAACGUUGGAACGUAAGCAAGUGGUUAACGUCGAAACAUUAGCAAGUAGUUAGCGUCAAAGCGUUAGCAAGUGGUUGACGUUGGAACGUUAGUCUCCGGCACUUUGUUGAUAUUAAAUACCGUAAAAAUGUCACAUCUGAGCUCGUCAGAUGAACAUUCCUUCCUUGCUUGUGUGUGUUAGACCAUUCCCUCUGACGCACCUGAUAUUGAACUGCAGGGGCAAGAACAAGAGUUUGCUCUGCUGUGAUAAUGACGAUGAUGAUGCCUUAAGACUGCGCUAAAACCAAAUGCUGCUGCUGUGACCUCAUUUCCUCUUGCGAUAACUUCCUGUCACAUCCUGAUCAAAGAGUCAACUUUGCCUCAGAGCGUUGUGCAGCAGGGUGCUUUUCAAAGGAAGAAGAAAAAACAGACUGAUACUACUGAGUAGUCUGUGUGCAUAGUCUGGAUGAUGCUUUGGAAGUGAGCUGACGCACUUGGAAAGUUAAUGAAGAAGGCAAGGCAUGGGUGUUUUUGAAGGGAUUUCACUGAGACACCCGAGACCUAGACACGCGACAAAUGACUAAGAUGUCUAAGAAAUAUGUUUGAACAUGACAGCGAUUUUAUUACAAGUAAUAAUGAAGAACUUUUUUUUCUUUUUAAGUUUGAUUUGAAAGUUGGACCGAAAGUUUGCAAGAGAAAUGUUUGAGAAAUGUUUUCUUUAAAAAAUAAAUAAAAUAAAAAACAGAAAGAAAAAAUAUGUAGAUAUUUACAAGCUGCUAAAAACUUUGUGACUUCUCAGCAAUACCCCAAUUUUUAAGGGUACGCUCAGGUCAUGACCAUUUCUAUGACUAUAUGAUGUAUCUCAAAUGGCGCACUUGUGCACUGCAGGCACUAUGUUUCAGUGCGUGAUUAAUACGCCACAUUAUUUAUUUAUAUUACCACCAUCAGGCUUGAUAGCUGAAACGCAUUUGCUUUUUGGACAUGGUGGUAAUAUAAAUAAAUGGUAAUGAUGCAGUUUGUGAGUGCGGAUUUUUCUUCCUUAAGUUGAUACAUUUUAUCGCGCACCCAAAGACUUUCGUUUUUUCCAAGAAGUUGAGCGCGUCCUUUGCCAAAACUUGAAAUAAUUAAUACGCCAUACACACUGA
Messenger RNA from Engraulis encrasicolus (European anchovy), 5268 nucleotides. RefSeq names its product ADAM metallopeptidase domain 15 (gene adam15). Bases 499 to 3393 code for a protein of 964 amino acids. Gene Ontology annotation, molecular function: metalloendopeptidase activity; integrin binding. The record is from RefSeq and is a predicted model, not a curated record. Lineage: Eukaryota; Metazoa; Chordata; Actinopteri; Clupeiformes; Engraulidae. The transcript is spliced from 22 exons. Gene Ontology annotation, biological process: integrin-mediated signaling pathway; proteolysis; innate immune response.